AUGAUUAGUUUUAUUAGUCUUCGGAGAAGAAAAUUGAUAUCGAUUCUAGCGAUUUUCACCAUAUUUAUCCUUCUGGGUUCAAUCAUUGGAUAUUAUAAUGGUCAUCAUCAUAUAAUUAAAAUGGUGGAAAAUUAUACACCUGAUGAUUUUCAAAAUUCAAUAACUGCAUUGACUAAUAAAUUUGAUUUUUCAUAUUUACCUGGAUUUAAAGGAAUCAUCACCAAAAAUAAUAGCACUAGUUUUGAAUCAUUAGAUGAUCUUGAUAUUAAUGGAUUUUCAUUAAUUCCUGGUAAUGUUCAAUUUAAAUUUUUAAAUAAAGGUAAUAAAAAGGGUACACCAGAACAAAUUCUUGAACAAAAUAUGAAAGAUUAUAAAGAAUUAUUAGGAUCGAAAACUAUUGGACAACCAAAAGAUGCCAAAUUGGUUCCACCACCACCACCUGAAGAAUUACCAAAUUAUAAAAGAGCCAAUGCAACUAUAUUAUCAUUAGUACGUAAUGGUGAAUUAGGGGCAAUUGGUAGUAGUAUUAAACGAUUACAAAAAAAAUUCAAUUCGAAAUAUAAUUAUCCUUAUACAUUUUUAAAUGAUGAACCAUUUACUGAUCGAUUUAAACAACGGAUUUUGAAAUAUACUGGGAAUGCACCUGUCGAAUUUGUUCAAAUUAAACCUGAAUAUUGGCAAAAACCAUCAUUUAUAGAUACAGUUAAAGAAGCUAAAGAAAUGGAAAUUAUGUUUAAACAUGAUGUUGCGUAUGCCAAGAAGCAAUCAUAUCAUAAUAUGUGUCGAUUUUAUCUGAGUCAAUUUUAUAAAAUUCCUGAAUUACAAAAAUAUAAAUAUUAUUGGCGAGUGGAACCUAAAGUUAAUUUUUUCACUGAUAUUAAUUAUGAUGUUUUUAAAUAUAUGGAAGACACCCAAAAAAUUUAUGGAUUUACCAUUAAUUUAUAUGAUAAUGAAGAAACCGUGAAAACUCUUUGGCCUGAAACCAUUAAAUAUUUAAAUCAAGGUGAUAAUUAUAAAUAUAUUAAUCCGAAAGGAUCAUUUCAAUGGUUAUUAGAAGAUUUACAAAAUCCUAAAAAAACAAAAUUUGCUGGAGGUUAUUCAACUUGUCAUUUUUGGUCAAAUUUUGAAAUUGGUGAUUUUGAUUUUUUCCGUAAUGAAGCUUAUGAUAAUUGGGUUAAAUAUCUUGAUUCUACAGGGAAAUUUUAUUAUGAACGAUGGGGUGAUGCACCAGUACAUUCAAUUGGAGUUAGUUUAUUUGCUGAUAAAGAUAAAAUUCAUUUUUUUAAAGAUAUUGGUUAUGAUCAUGAUCCUUAUACUAAUUGUCCAAAUACUGAAACUACUCAAAUGUGUGAAAUUGGGAAAUUUAGUAGAUGGGAACAUUUAUAUGAUCAAAAUUGUUUAAUGAAUUGGCUUCAUCAUGAUCAACCCAAAGAUGUAUAUUAA
Candida albicans SC5314 is the source of this 1443-nucleotide messenger RNA. It is a transcript of the gene KTR4, whose product is annotated as putative mannosyltransferase. The transcript has a single exon. Gene Ontology annotation, molecular function: alpha-1,2-mannosyltransferase activity. The record is from RefSeq and is a predicted model, not a curated record. Gene Ontology annotation, biological process: protein O-linked glycosylation; cell wall mannoprotein biosynthetic process; protein N-linked glycosylation. Gene Ontology annotation, cellular component: membrane; Golgi apparatus. The coding region runs from base 1 to 1443 and encodes 480 amino acids. NCBI's taxonomy places the organism in Eukaryota, Fungi, Ascomycota, Pichiomycetes, Serinales, Debaryomycetaceae.